Molecule: messenger RNA, 2532 nt
Organism: Myxocyprinus asiaticus (Chinese sucker)
Lineage: Eukaryota; Metazoa; Chordata; Actinopteri; Cypriniformes; Catostomidae
Product: ribose-phosphate pyrophosphokinase 1-like
Exons: 7
Coding region: 178-1140 (320 amino acids)
Biological process (GO): ribonucleoside monophosphate biosynthetic process; purine nucleotide biosynthetic process; 5-phosphoribose 1-diphosphate biosynthetic process
Cellular component (GO): ribose phosphate diphosphokinase complex; cytoplasm
Molecular function (GO): ATP binding; magnesium ion binding; ribose phosphate diphosphokinase activity
Source: RefSeq, a predicted model, not a curated record
CGGGUUUACCGUAGCACAACUAGUGCUCUUGGAGAGUAGACGUCCCGAAUCAUAGCUGACCACCGGUAUCAGGCCCUGCACUCAAUUUAUAUACGCUAAAUUCAAAGAGAUCCUUUUAACUGACAGUGUUUUUUAAAACACUGUUCACCAUCCAUAGACGCCACGGAUCAGCCCAGAAUGCCAAACAUCAAGAUUUUUAGCGGCAGUUCGCAUCCGGAUCUGUCGCAGAAGAUCGCGGACCGACUGGGACUCGAGUUGGGGAAAGUUGUCACCAAAAAAUUUAGCAACCAAGAAACCUGUGUAGAGAUUGGAGAAAGUGUGCGUGGGGAAGAUGUCUAUAUUGUCCAGAGUGGCUGUGGGGAGAUCAACGACAAUCUCAUGGAGCUGCUGAUCAUGAUCAAUGCAUGUAAGAUCGCGUCAGCGUCCAGAGUCACAGCGGUCAUUCCCUGCUUCCCCUACGCUCGGCAGGACAAGAAGGACAAGGUGGGGAGUCGGGCUCCUAUCUCAGCCAAGCUGGUCGCUAAUAUGCUGUCUGUGGCCGGAGCAGACCACAUCAUUACUAUGGACCUACACGCCUCUCAAAUUCAGGGGUUCUUUGACAUCCCGGUUGAUAACCUAUAUGCUGAGCCGGCAGUUCUCAAAUGGAUAAAAGAAAACAUCAAUGAAUGGAAGAAUUGCACCAUUGUUUCUCCUGAUGCUGGUGGAGCAAAGAGAGUGACAUCCAUCGCUGAUCGUCUGAACGUGGACUUUGCGUUGAUCCAUAAGGAGCGGAAGAAGGCGAAUGAGGUAGAUCGGAUGGUGCUGGUUGGGGAUGCGAAAGACAGAGUGGCCAUUUUAGUGGAUGACAUGGCAGACACGUGUGGGACGAUAUGUCAUGCGGCUGACAAACUGGUGUCUGCUGGAGCCACUAAAGUGUUCGCUAUCUUGACUCAUGGUAUCUUCUCUGGGCCUGCCAUUUCUCGGAUCAACAAUGCCAACUUUGAGGCCGUCGUGGUCACCAACACAAUUCCACAGGAGGACAAAAUCAAACACUGCAGCAAGAUUCAGGUGAUUGACAUUUCUAUGAUCCUGGCAGAAGCAAUCAGACGGACACAUAAUGGGGAAUCUGUGUCUUACCUGUUCAGCCAUGUGCCCUUAUAACUCACACAUGCACAGACACACACACACAUAUAUGUUCCAUCUGUUCAUACACAAUCACUUAAUACAAACUCAUGAGUCAGUGCUGGGCCUGUUAAGCUAUUUGCCCUUAUAAGAUGCGUCUCAUUUAUUCUUUCACUUAUUCCUGGACAGUGAAAGAAAACUCUCUGUGGCUGCAUACAGCUCCACCUUUCUGCCGCAUGUGUUGACUCGACAUUUUUAGGAUAAUAUUUUUCAUAUCUAACAGCUCUGUACUUCUUUCAUUUCCAUCUACUACACUCAGCUCAGAGGAUUUUGCCCCUUGUCACACCAGGUUGUAUGUUAUUUGCAUGUUAGACCUAUGGUUCGACGUACAGAGUUUCUUGAAUGUUGCAGUGUGUUAUGUCUGCCUCAGAAAUGUAUUUAACACUAACAGUUUAAAAAAAGAAAAGAAAAAAGCAACAAUAACUGCUGAAUUGUUCCUACAAUACUGGAAUUUUGGCAUUUUUAGCUCAGAAGUUUACCGUGUAAAGGUACGAUGUUUUUAUUUUUGGUAUUGAGUUCUGUUACAGUAUCUUAUUGCUAAACUGUGGAUAGCCACUAGGUUACUGCAGUGAUUGCUGGAAAUGGGUUACACCCCUUUAGAAUGCUAUUGCCUUGGCAGCUGGAAUAUUUGGAUAUACAGUACUUGGGAUACUCUGGUACUUUUUUUCUUCUCUCAGGUUUCAGUUUUAGGUAAUAUUUUUUUGUCGCUUGAAUAGUUCUCAUCUCUUCAGGGUCUUUUGAAAUGGUGAAAGCCAAAUGCUCAGUGGAAAAUUAGGUCAUACUUUUUAUUUUAUGUUUUUCUUUAUAAGAUGUGAUGUAAUGUUUAUGUUUAAAAUCCAGCAGCGUUUUUGACUGCUUGAGGAGAGAUCUGCUCUGAAGUGCCCAUUAUUUUUGACUGAACACACACAAGUACUGUUGGCUAUUGUGGAAUGGCCUUGAUCAAUUAAUUAUUUGCAGCCUGCUCCAUUUUGAGUCACUUUGUCCAAGACAGACAUUUUUAAUUGUUUGCACUGAAGUAAAAAGGAAAGCAUUUUGAUGAUUGCUUAGUAUACUGUAGUACAUAAAACUCAUAAUGUGUUUCUGAGUCAAAGUGACUCAAACAGAUGGAGCAUGUCACAUAUCUUGCAUAUCUGUGUGUCAGUGUGUUUAGUCUUGAGGAUGUUUCUUAUCCAUGCUACUUUGGCAAUAUCAGUAUAUCAAAAACUACAAGUCUGAAAGCUUUCACUGGAACAGUCUCACCUGUCUGAGUUAGGUGAGAUGACAAGACUUAAUUUCAUAGGUCAAUGCUGUUUGCCUUAACAAAUGAAAAAAUCUGACAAUUGUAUUGCAUUGGAAGCAGAAUGUAGAGUAAAGCUUUUCAGAUAAAAACUG